Messenger RNA from Bemisia tabaci, 864 nucleotides. RefSeq lists its product as uncharacterized. The record is from RefSeq and is a predicted model, not a curated record. NCBI's taxonomy places the organism in Eukaryota, Metazoa, Arthropoda, Insecta, Hemiptera, Aleyrodidae.
GUUUCGUAGAGGCAAGAUGUUUUAAAAACUCUAGACGUAUAAAACGUUCAAUUUUCACUGUGAAUGGGAUAGUUCGGUUCCGUGACAGGGCUGUGAGUGAUUCAAAAUGCCUCGCGGGCAGCUCCUUCUGAGAGCGACGCCCUGCCUUCUCUUGGUGCUCCUUGGAGGAGGUCUCUUCAUCAAUGUUUCAGCAGAACCAGAUGAGAUCAUGGAGAACUCUAUCCUACGAAAGAGAGCGCCACUUGCCGAGUUAGAAGAUGCCGAGAAUAGUCCCUUUCAGGAACUGUCUCGGAGAGGAACGGUGACAAUUAACGGAAGAGUGUAUAAGGAAGUGCACGGCAGUAGACUAAGGAAGAAAGGGCAUCACGGUGGCGGCCACAAAAAGAGACCACAUCAUCAUCCUCCUCAUCAUCCUCCUCAUCCUAAACCUCCCUCUCCUAAACCUCCUUCUCCUCCUCCCGCGUAGAGAGAUACGAUUAAAUACAUUAGGACUAAGGCAUUUUCUCGGUCAAAAUUCAGGGAAUGCAGAAUUGUUACGUAGAGGGCACGAAAAUCACGCGCAUUCCUAUUUCGCCUUCAAUUUUUGAAAUAGACAAGAGAACACAUCGCUUGCCGCAAAAUUUACUUCUUCGAGGAUUUAUUUUUGCGUUGUUCAUAAAAUGCCUCACAAUAAAUGAUAUUUAAAUUUCCUUCUUGACCAAUUUGAUGCUAGCUCUGUUACUGUACAUAUGCCUUCUUUUCCUAAUCAUUAUUUACUUUGGUAAUAAGUAAACAAGUAUAAAAAUAAUAAUGCACUUUUUUGAAAUUUUGUGUCCUGAAAAAGAUGAACCGUUUAUUUGCAAAUAAAGCAAAGAGCUAAAAUAA